GUACAAGUACUACAACCUUUUUUCAAUUCAUCAUCAAGCCAUACAACUUCUUACAUGCUCCAGAUAUUAUACGACUUGUCAACUUUUUUUUACAGGUUCUGGACGAUGAAUAAGAUCAGCUAGAACCAUCAGUCAGUGCAGCCAUAGGAAUUGAUAGGAAUUGAAGAAGAUAACUAGAUGAUGGAGUAAGAUUUUAAUCAGUAUAGUUUGGAAAGUUUUUAAGAAAUAGGUCAUUUGUUUGAAAUAGCUUAGAAUUAAGUUCAGGAAAAAAAAUUGUUUUGAAAAAAAGUGUACAAUUAAUAUUUCAAAAAGUAUUCAUUUUUGCAAGCACCAAUAAAUUAAUCUGGGGAAAAAGGCAUUCUAAUCAGACAACAUGGUGCACCCCACAUCAAUUUCAUCAUUAAAUUGGAGGAAAAAUGACCUGAUUCAAUCUACACUAAAAAGAGACCUGCAAAUUGACCAAGGAGCUACCCAGCUAUAUUAUGUGGGGGGAAUGUGUCGUUUUACCUUCCGGCUGCCAGCUCUUGUACAUGUAAGUGAAGACAUGCAAGUUGCCAUGGCAAGGUUCUUGAUUGACGGCGAGAUCCAGCGACACCUUGAGGGAGGUCGACUGCUGAAUUGGUGUCUCCAAACUGUGAAGCUCACGGCUGUACAUACAACAGGUGAUGGUAACUGCCUUCUUCAUGCUGUUGCAACAUACAUGUGGGGAGUGCAGGACAGUGAGUGCAUUCUACGACAACAGGUGUACAAUUCCAUCUGGUUGGAUCCCAAUGGAGUGCUCAGGGCACGCUGGGAACGUCAAAGAAGAAAAAGAAAUGCGUUGUAUCCUGGAGGUGGUCUUCAAUAUAGCCUUGAGGAUUGGGAAAGAGAGUGGCAACUGAUGGUAACCAUGGCAACACCAGAGCCACACAACCCAGUGAAUGGCCAACACUGCUACAGGUCUCUUGAAGAGUUCCAUGUCUUCACGCUGGCCAACGUCCUGCGUCGCCCCAUCAUCAUCAUCGCCGAUCCCGUUUUCAGAGAUGUGGAGGGCCAUUCCCUAGCUCCUGUCCACUUUGGAGGGAUCUACCUCCCUCUGCUGUGGAGGCCUCAGCAUUGUGUACGGCAUCCCAUCGUCCUCGCAUUUCAUAAUCAGCACUUCACACCGCUGAUCGCAGAGCAAGCCGUGCCAGCUCCAAACGGCCCUGCCUCAUCCCAGAGUGCGCCCCCUGUCCAACAGCAAGCCAUUCCGCUGACAGGACGUGAUCUACGGCCCUUACCAGUGCAGUACCUACAUCCCAGAGAGGAGAAUGGGGUUAUGGAAUUGCUGCAUCAGUAUCUCCACAUUGUGGAGGUCCCUCUCGGUGACAACGGCCAUGUCCCUGCUGCCAUGAUUGAUGGCCCAUCCGUUCCUGCCGAGCUCAACUUCAUCCCUGACCUGCUGCAGUAUGACUGGAGUGGCCAACGUGCGAGCGCCAGGGAAUCUGGGGCUCCGGAGGCUGAGGCAUCUGGCUCGCAAUGUUCCCAAGGGGCAGAGGGGCUGUCUGUGUCGGGGCAGCAUCAGGAUCAGAGCCUGUUGGUGAACAAGCUGCAACAGGUCCGUCUUGCUAACCCCCCUCCGGAUCUUCCUCUGAAUCCCCCAACUGAUAUCCUUCCAAAUCCCCCUGACCACCCUAUCAAUCCCCCUCCUGGUCCCUCCCCCAAUCCUCUUAUUCUCCUACCCGAUGCUGUAGAUGCAGUAGUCCAAACACAAGCACCUGGAGGAACAGUGGGGUCCCAAGGGAGCGUCUCCCAACAACAGAACCAUGUCAACGGUCCUCCAUCGGCAAGGCCACCAUCGGAAAACAAACCAUCGUAUGCGGCAGCUGUCAGAACAAACUUAAAGGCACCCCAUACAACAACACCAAAGAGAAGACCCAGUUUUCCAGUGGCAUCUCAGAAAAAAGAAAUGAGAUGCUUAACUGAUGGUUGUCCCAACAAACCGAUUCCAAGCCGUGGAAGGCUUUGCAAGCAAUGUAAUUCACAAAAGAGGCAACAGUCUAGAAAUAGGAACCCGUCAUCAGCACCGGCAACCAGAAGAAAGGAGAGGCCACCUUCAGCUGCAGGGGGAAGAUCAAUGUCUGCUCCCGCAAAAAGUCCGUCAAUGACAAGGAAAAUGCCUCCUAUGGAAGUCGGUGGAUCAACCAACCCAAAAAAUCAGAACGGUACAGACACAGGAAGGUCGGCAUAUCUGGCCAAUGCCUCUUCAUUAGAUGUGCCUUCUAGCUACAGUAAUGGCGUAAGCAGAGUGUCUCCAAGUACAAUUCAGGAGCAGAGAGUAGUAGCAAGUGACAUUGUUCCAGUCUCAGAGACAAAUGGCAGCUACUGCAACCAAAGAUCUCAUUGGUGAUAAUGUUACUAACUCUUCACACUGUAGAAGAGAGAGUUGUGAGGGACUUGCUUUAGACAACACGAGAGGACUGUGUUACCAGUGUUGGAGUGAGGAGCAAGCAAGGGUCAAGAAUAGCAGAACACAUGAACUGCCAACAACAAAUGGUGAAACCUCACAACCUGCAGCUGGUGCCAAAUGCGCUAUUCCUUCUUGCCUGAACAUUGUAAGAAAAGGAUCAGUGUGUGACGACUGCAUUAGAAUUGU
This is a messenger RNA of Branchiostoma floridae (Florida lancelet), 2614 nucleotides long. Its product is annotated as tumor necrosis factor alpha-induced protein 3-like. Gene Ontology annotation, biological process: positive regulation of Wnt signaling pathway; protein K29-linked deubiquitination; protein deubiquitination involved in ubiquitin-dependent protein catabolic process. NCBI's taxonomy places the organism in Eukaryota, Metazoa, Chordata, Leptocardii, Amphioxiformes, Branchiostomatidae. Gene Ontology annotation, cellular component: nucleus; cytoplasm. Gene Ontology annotation, molecular function: K63-linked polyubiquitin modification-dependent protein binding; cysteine-type deubiquitinase activity. The record is from RefSeq and is a predicted model, not a curated record. Bases 374 to 2368 code for a protein of 664 amino acids. The transcript has 3 exons.